AUGGGUAAGAUCACAUCAUCAAUAUCAAGCUACGAAGGAAAGCCGAUUCGAUGCAAAGCAGCAAUAUGUAGAAAAGCAGGAGAAGCAUUGGUUAUAGAAGAGAUUUACGUGGAUCCACCUCAAGCUUAUGAAGUUAGGAUUAAGAUCCUAUGCACAUCUCUAUGUCACACCGAUCUUUCUUUCUUGAAAUUAGAUGAUGGACCACAUGUAAGGUUUCCUAGGAUUUUAGGACAUGAAGCAGUCGGUGUGGUCGAGAGCAUUGGUGAACAUGUGGACGCAUUUAAAGAAGGCGACGUCGUUUUGCCAGUGUUUCACCCUCACUGUGAAGAAUGUAGAGACUGCAAAUCCUCAAAGAGCAAUUGGUGCACAAGAUUUGCCGAAGAUUUUUUAUCCAACACAAGACGAUAUGGAAUGACUUCAAGAUUCAAAGACUCUUCGGGAGAAAAUAUUCAUCAUUUUCUUUUCGUCUCAAGUUUUUCUGAAUAUACUGUCGUAGAUAUCGCACAUCUUGUCAAAAUCUCUCAGGAGAUUCCUGUCGAUAAAGCGACUUUGCUCAGCUGCGGUGUCUCCACAGGAAUUGGAGCAGCUUGGAAGGUGGCUGACCUAGAAGAAGGAUCCACCAUUGCAGUUUUUGGCCUUGGUGCUGUUGGGCUUGCGGUUGCAGAAGGAGCCAGAGUGCGUGGGGCUGCGAAAAUCAUUGGUGUUGAUAUCAAUCCUGAUAAAUUCGAGCUAGGUAGAAAAUUUGGAAUAACGGAUUUCGUUAAUCCCUCCUUGUGUGGAGAAAAGAAGAUUAGCGAGGUGGUUAAGGAAAUGACAGAAGGAGGAGUUGACUACAGUUUCGUAUGCGUCGGUUUAAAUUCUUCAAUUAGUGAGGCAUUCAUCAGUACCCGCACGGGUAUAGGAAAAACGGUAGUGUUGGGAAUAGACAAGUAUCUAGCACCGGCAAGUUUGGAUAGUUUUGAUAUUUUCAGAGGCAAAAGUGUUUGUGGAGGCUUGUUUGGUGGUCUGAAACCCAAACUAGAUAUUCCGAUUCUUGUCGAUCAUUACUUAAAGAAGGAGCUUAAUCUGGAUAGUUUUAUUACACAUGAAUUGAAGUUUGAAGAAAUCAACGAGGCUUUCGAUUUAUUAGAGCAAGGAAAGUCUCUCCGUUGCAUUUUAUGGAUGGAUAAGUAA
This is a messenger RNA of Arabis nemorensis, 1173 nucleotides long. The record is from the annotation of a GenBank genome assembly. NCBI's taxonomy places the organism in Eukaryota, Viridiplantae, Streptophyta, Magnoliopsida, Brassicales, Brassicaceae.